UACCGACCAUGUGCAAUUGUCUGUCACGCUAUUUGAAACACAUUUCAGUUGUGCCAGCUACUCAAAAUAUCACCUCAUUUAUCAUUGGAUAUGAUUAAAAAUCACAUUUAUUUUAACAAUUAGAUAAAUCAACCAAUUAAGAAUUUAAAGUUUUAAAAAAUGGCAAAGAAUCAACAUAAGAAGCCACAGAAACACGCAGCCGUCACGACUGACAUGAAGAUGAAAAACAAAAUAGCCAAAAAAUUGAAAAAUAAGUUAAAAUCGGCUAUUUUCAACCAACAAAAUCCAUCAACUGAGUCUUUAAUUCAAGAAGCCAAAACACAGAAAGCAAAAGUAAAAUUGAACAUCCCAGUAACAUCGUCGGGCAUCGAUUUUAAGCCGAAAGAUAGUCCAAGUGUUAAUGAACCAAAUAAAAACAAAAAGAAACCCAAACAUUUCAAAAAGAAUGAGAAAAAUGGUAAAGAACAUUGCAUACAGAAUGGUGGUCAAGGGUUUAACACCAAAAUCAAUGAUCAUGGUCUUAGCAUCAAAAAUAAAACAAAGCCAGUUACAACCGAUCAAUCAACGUCGAUUCAUACGAAGAAGAAUGCAUCGGUUGAAAUGAAUGGCUACGAAAGUAAGAAGAAGAAGAAGCAAAAAAAGAAAUUUAACCAAGCUGCUACAGCGGGUCCAUCCACGUCGAAGCCAUCAAAUGAUCAAGAUUCAUCAUGUAAGCGUAAAGUUGAUGGCAGCAAGGUAAACAAAGCUGUUGGAAAGAAGCGCUUGAAAACGGUGGGUGGUUUUGUUGAAACAAAUGCCAACGAUGAAGAAGAAACCAAAAUAGUUUCGGAAAAAUUAAAGAAAAAACAGAAGAAAUUGACGUCAAAAUUGAAUAAAGAAGAAGAUGCACCAAAAAUUAAAGUUCAUAAUGUUGAUGCAAGUAAAAAUAAGAACAGCGAUUCAGACAGCGAAGCCGAUAGUUACAUUGAUAAAUUUUUCGGUGACGGCAACAAUGAUUUCGAUGAAAAUCACAUUUAUUCUUUGGACGAAAUCGAGGCCAAAAACGAAAAUAAUUUUUUAUCAAAGGGUUCUGGUGAUGAAUCAACACUAGCGCCUGACGAUUCAUCACCAGUCGGUAAGAAAAACAAGAAAAAACAAAAACAUCUAUCGAAAGAAUCAAUGAGCUCAGAAAACAAUAAGUUGGUUAGUUACAAGAAAAAUCAUGCCGACGAAAGUGAAUAUGAUUUCGAUGAAUACGCGUGGCUAGGAGGUGACGAAGAGGAAAUUUACACAGAUAGUGAUUAUGAUGACAGUGACAGUAUGUAUGGAUCAGAUUCGGAAAUUUCGUUGGGAUCAGAAGUAAUCGACACAGAUGAUACCUAUGAAUGUGAAUCGACUGACGUCGAAUCAAUGGUUGAAUAUGAAGAUGAUAUGUCUUACGAUGAGUACGAAGAUCAUACAUCAGACUCGGAAUAUGAUUACAGUGAAAAUGAAAGCGACACCAGCAGUGGUUGUACAUAUGAUGACUUUAGAAACAGCCGAUAUGAUGAGCAUAGUUCAAAUGACGAUCAUGAGUAUAUGGAUGAUGCCUAUGAUGAUGUAUGUAUCGCCCAAGGAACAGCUAUAACUCAUAAAAUAAUCGAUAAACGCAUAAAAUUAUUCGAAAAUGACACCGAGUCUCGUAUCAUUGAAUUGCCAAAAAGUGAUUCAGACGAUGAUAGUUCUGUGGAAUUGAUACCAAUCAAUGUGAAUAAAACAAAGUUUAAAAAAUUCGAGCACGAAAAAAGAAUGGCAAAGGAAGCAGAACGCAACAAACAACUCAUGGCAGAAGAGCAAAAACGUUUUGCAUAUGAAAAAAGUAUUGAAGAUUAUUAUAAUAUGGACAAUUUGAAUAAGUGUGCAUCAUUAAAUGACGUUAACACAUCGAUCAAUGCGGUAUCGAUUAUCAAGUGUCCAAAGAAUUUAGACCAAUCAUCAUUGGAUUGGCUGGAAGAUUGCGAUGUUGCCAAACCAAUGGAUGAAGAGUUUGAAUUUCAACAGCCAAAAACCAAUUUGAAAAAUGUGGUCGUGGUUUCCAUUCCCGAUCCGUUCGUCACACAAUCACCGGCGAAACAAACUAGAGCGAAGCAACAAACACCAAGUGUUAAAAAUCAAGAAGCAAAGUCACACGUGAGUCCAAAGAUAAAUAGUUCCGCAGAUUUCUGCAUUGAAGAUGAAGACAAUUCAAUGUCAACUGAAUCGUUGAAUUCAUCGCAAUUUUUCAAUUCAGUAAAUUCACGUCACGUCUUAUUAUUGUUGCGAAAAACAUUGCAUUUCCAUGGAAGUUUACACGUAAAAUUAAUUGCUGGCAAAGCAAUUGCAUUCGGCUAUGAACUUCAGCCAAACAAAACGGUUACGGUACAUUCGCCGCGUGGUCACGGUUUGAUUUGUUUGAUUCCAAAGUCGAGCGGAGCUGAGAAUUUAAAAUUGUUGGACGCAUUGAAAGGUGAUUUUUAUUUACAAGACAUAAACUAUCUAAAAGAAGCGUUCAAUAGCAACAACGAUGCAAUCCUAUUGUUAGAACGUGAUCAAACGAAUAAAGGUGUGAAUAUGAUCGAACGGUAUAUGCGCGAAACCGUAUUCCCAAAUAUAAAUGCGUUUAAUAACGAAAGCCCAUUCUACAGCAGUGAGUUUGUAUUGCAUUGCAAAUUUUUGAAUGAACCCGAAAAUGGAUUGGUACUGAAUGACGAAUGGUUAACAUUGAAUUUGAAAAAUAGUUCAAAACUGAUAACGAUCGGUGGCAAAGGUGUCGGAAAAUCAACAUUCGUUCGAUAUUUGAUCAAUUCACAUUUCGAUAAAUUCAAAAAGUUUUUAUUCAUCGACCUGGACAUUGGACAACCGGAACUAUUUGUGCCACAAACGUUGAGCGCAACAAUUGUAACCGAACCAUUUUUAGGACCGGGCUACUUACGAAAUGUAAAACCAACCAAAUCAGUGCUAUUUGGUGACAUUAAUGUAUUGCCUGAUCCAUUCAAAUAUUGGCGUUGUGUCACAGAGAUAUUCAAAUUUUGUGCGUCAAACAAAGAAUUUGCAAAAAUGCCAUGGAUCAUCAAUACAAUGGGCUAUAGUCGAGGUUUUGGCACUGAACUUAUUGCAUGCAUUUCAAAACUAUUCAAACCAACCGAUUUAGUUCAAAUUCAAAGUCGAUCAACAAUGGAGAAUUUUGAUCAAAUCAUGAUGGAUGACAUUGUGAACAAUUUCAAAUUUAACGUUUUUAAAAGUGAACUGGAUGAAAUUACCGGAAAAUGCGUGUAUCGUACACACAUUUUUAAUGCGGUUCGCGAUAAAAGCAACCAUAAACAUGUUGAUAUGAAUGCAAAAGACAUUAGAUAUACAAUGAUAUUGGCUAAACUGGGCAAUUGUUUGAAGUCCAACUCGGAUUGGCUUACCAGCGUUAAACCAUUUGAAGCAUCGCUGAAUGAUUUGGAUAUUCUUGUAACCAGCGGCGUUGAAAUCAAUCCCGCUGACUAUUUGGAUCUAUUGAAUGGCAAUCUAGUCUAUUUAUGUGAGAAACAUUCGGAAAGUGGAAACGAUAUCGUUGACUGUCAUGGCAUAGGUAUUGUUCGAAGUGUUGACGCUUCAACAAAUAAGGUGUAUCUAAUAUCAACAAUUCCAUUGGACGAACUGCGAAUGGUGAAUGUGCUAGCAAUUGGUGCCAUACCGUUGCCAUCAGCCGUUUUUCUUAAUCAACAUAGCCAAAUUCGUGGUGCCGUACCAUAUGUUUACAAUUCGGAUAAAUUUGUCGGAUCAAAACAAGUGGCACAGCAUAUUUUUCGAGCUGAAAGCAAAAGCAGCAAUAAACCCAUUCAACUUAUCGAAGAUUAAAUUCCAUUUUAAAUGCAAAACACCUAAGUUCCUUUCAGACAUUGUACAUUUCGUUUGAAACAACAAAUAAACGUAAAUUCAA
Molecule: messenger RNA, 3925 nt
Organism: Contarinia nasturtii (swede midge)
Lineage: Eukaryota; Metazoa; Arthropoda; Insecta; Diptera; Cecidomyiidae
Product: polynucleotide 5'-hydroxyl-kinase NOL9
Exons: 5
Coding region: 160-3843 (1227 amino acids)
Biological process (GO): cleavage in ITS2 between 5.8S rRNA and LSU-rRNA of tricistronic rRNA transcript (SSU-rRNA, 5.8S rRNA, LSU-rRNA)
Cellular component (GO): nucleus
Molecular function (GO): polynucleotide 5'-hydroxyl-kinase activity
Source: RefSeq, a predicted model, not a curated record